Messenger RNA from Aedes aegypti (yellow fever mosquito), 775 nucleotides. It is a transcript of the gene RpL26, whose product is annotated as 60S ribosomal protein L26. Gene Ontology annotation, biological process: cytoplasmic translation; ribosomal large subunit biogenesis. The record is from RefSeq and is a predicted model, not a curated record. The coding region runs from base 151 to 606 and encodes 151 amino acids. Gene Ontology annotation, molecular function: RNA binding; structural constituent of ribosome. Gene Ontology annotation, cellular component: cytosolic large ribosomal subunit; ribosome. NCBI's taxonomy places the organism in Eukaryota, Metazoa, Arthropoda, Insecta, Diptera, Culicidae. The transcript has 2 exons.
UUAUUUGUCAAAUUGAAUUGACAUUUCAACUGCAAGCACUCGGCGCUUCCAUCAAGCUGACAGCUUGUCACAUUUUCAGCCCUCUUUCCUUCCGACAUCUUGAACUACGUGAAACACGCGUUUUUCGGGUGUAGAAAUAAUUCAACCAAGAUGAAGCUGAACAAAAAUGUUUCCUCGUCUCGCCGCAAGAGCCGUAAACGACAUUUCCAGGCCCCGUCGCACAUCCGCAGGAAGCUGAUGUCGGCGCCACUGUCCAAGGAACUGAAGCAAAAGUACACUGUCCGGUCGAUGCCAAUCCGCAAGGAUGAUGAAGUGCAGGUCGUCCGGGGACACUACAAGGGCAACCAGGUCGGUAAGGUGGUCCAGGUGUACCGUAAGAAGUUCGUCGUCUACAUUGAACGGAUUCAGCGCGAAAAGGCCAACGGAACGAACGUCUAUGUCGGUGUUCAUCCUUCCAAGUGCUUGAUCGUGAAGCUGAAGAUGGACAAGGACCGGAAGAAGAUCCUGGAUCGCCGUGCCGCUGGACGUCGCGCUGCUCUGUCCAAGGAGAAGGGCAAAUACACCGAGGAGAGCGCCGCUGCUUCCGCCAUGGAAACCAGCUCGUAAAGUUUCCCCAGGGAAAAGACCCUUUGGCCACCACCUACAAAGGAACUGGGACAGUUCGUUUCAUUCGUACAAAGGAAAUGAACCGUCAAAGACUGUUUGUUGCAUACAGUUGUGGAAGUGUAAACAAUAAAAUACCGAAUAAAUUGUAAGAGAGGAAAAAUACUUGGAA